AUGUCCGGAAGACGUCGUCGUGCGAACAUAGGUCGUAGUACAGUGAAUGCCAGGAGAGCACGUUCAGCAAGAAAUGAAGAAUCGUCAACGGAACGCGAGGCUCGCCUCAGCCAGCUCCGAGAUAGAAAUAGAACUGAGAGAGAAAGAGAAUCCUCAAUAGAGCGUGAGGCUCGCCGCAGCCAGGAUCGGGUUAGACGUAGAGUUCAGAGAGCCAGAGAAUCCUCUGUAGAGCAUGAGGCUCGCCUCAGCCAGAAUAGAAAUCGAAUACAGAGAACGAGAGAAUCAGCACAGACACAUAGUAACGCUGAACAAAACGGACAACCGAUCAGCCACAGAUGGGUAAAUAAAGAAUAUUCUGCCAUGAAUUACGAUCCUUUGAUUUGUUACAAGGAUGAUCGUAUUGUGUCCAUAGGUACUAUGUCAGUAGUGUGUAAAUAUUGUUUGGCACUGAAGUUCAAGGACGAAUCGAAGUUGUUUCAGUUAGAUGGCAAAAAAUUUUGUUUCACCAUCAUAGGAGAUAUCUGUCAUAACGAUUUCAACCAAAUGUCGACAGCAGAUGAUCUUCUUUUAUCAUUUAUGGAAUCAUGGAGUAGCAGAAAGGUAUUAGAAGACACUCUUCUCGUUGUAAUGGGUGACCAUGGAAGCAGGUUCUCGAAACUUCGUGAAACCUAUCAUGGCAAACUAGAGGAACGUUUGCCUCUUCUCUCUAUCUUCCUUCCGGAAAAACUCAAGCGACUCCGACCCGACGCUGUGGCGGCACUAAAUGAGAAUAUAGAAAGACUCACAACACCCUUCGAUUUACACACCACAGUAUUGGACGUCCUAGAUUUGAAAGACUUGAGCAAUAUGUACACAAUCCCUGGUUGUAAUUUACCGAGAGCUCUGAGUUUAUUAACACCGAUUCCUGCAUCACGUUCGUGCGCCGAUGCUGGCAUUGCUCAACAUUGGUGUACCUGCACGAAAUGGCAGUCUGUGGAUGCCUCCUCUCCUAUGUACAACCGCGUGGCAAAUGCUCUUGCCGAGUACAUUAACUCUCUCACUUCAGAAUUACGAUCGAAAUGCGAAAACAGACAAAUGACAUUUGUAAAAUCCGUUAUGCGACAAAAAGUUGAUGAUCAGGUAUUGAAAUAUGUGAACUAUAAGGAAGAAGAUGCAUUUUUUGGAAACCCUCAAAUGUCUGCUCCAAAAGCACCCAGCGAAUACUAUACGGCUACGCUUCUGCCCGCGGCUUCGCAAGCUUAUAAAUGUAAUGUAUCCCGGGAUAUUAAAAACAGCACAGCGAUUAUCGCCGUCUAG
Molecule: messenger RNA, 1296 nt
Organism: Spodoptera exigua (beet armyworm)
Lineage: Eukaryota; Metazoa; Arthropoda; Insecta; Lepidoptera; Noctuidae
Source: the annotation of a GenBank genome assembly